Messenger RNA from Armigeres subalbatus, 3036 nucleotides. RefSeq lists its product as uncharacterized. The record is from RefSeq and is a predicted model, not a curated record. The transcript has 5 exons. Gene Ontology annotation, biological process: regulation of transcription by RNA polymerase II. The coding region runs from base 511 to 2472 and encodes 653 amino acids. NCBI's taxonomy places the organism in Eukaryota, Metazoa, Arthropoda, Insecta, Diptera, Culicidae. Gene Ontology annotation, molecular function: RNA polymerase II cis-regulatory region sequence-specific DNA binding; DNA-binding transcription factor activity, RNA polymerase II-specific. Gene Ontology annotation, cellular component: nucleus.
ACACUUUUCAUACACAACCACAGGACAGGAGGAAAAACUUGAAUUUCCUUCGAGCGACUCCAUUUUCUCGUUUUCUCGCGACUCCUCACGUACGACGAGGCUCCUCCAGUGCGACGACGACGGUUCGGGGAGGAAAGAAAGUACCUGCAACACCGUUCGCGAUUGUUCGGAGUCUGAAUUUUCCAACCUCCCGCAAACUGGGAAAAGGAGUUCAGCGAAAAGUAAUUGAACGACGAUGGUGAUGGUGAUUGAGUGUUUUGGCAGCACCAUCAGAAGCACUGGACGAAGAAACAGCAGCAGAGAACUUUGCACCCCCCUCGGUGACGGUCGGUUCUAGUGCCCGGAAGCAGGCGACGGAAGCAAGAAAAUGAAUCCAGAAACAUGAAAAACUAGUCAAAACAGAAGCAUCAGCGAUCUACCAAAAAUAAAAUAAGCGAAACAAACCAAAAAACAAGAAGACAUAGCGAGUGAGACCGAGCUCGGUGUCGCAAUCGACCAAAAACGUGUAACAUGGAGCAAUGCAAUAAUGAUCGUCCCUGUGUGAUCAGCAGCGGGAACUUUUUCCCCAAUGGAGCGCCGAAUCAGCAGAAUACCCACAACAAUAACAACAACAAUAACAACAUCAACCAACACAAGCAACGGCAGCAUCAGCACCAGCACCCGCACCACUCUCCGCCUCCGAUCAGCAAGCAUCUGACGCAAAAGCAUGACCCGAACCUGCACAGUCCGGCCAACGAUCAGUCGUCGCUGGGUGAGAUCGAGGUGAUUCUGGUCCAGCAGCACAAGCAGGAUGCCCUCUCGGUGAUCAUCCACCCGCAGGAGGGCAUGCAGCAGAUCAACAUGUGCUUGAGUGGGUCCGGCAAUCCCGGCUCGGUGGACUCGAUCAUGUCGUCGGACUUCCAGACCCUGUCGCCGAUGCACGACCGGGACUCGCCGGUCAGCAUCAGUGCGAACACGUCGUACGCCACGUUGACCCCGUUGCAACCCCUGCCACCCAUAUCGACCAUGUCGGACAAGUUCGCCUACUCCAUAGGGGGUAACAUCUGCGAGCCGUUUCCCGGCAUGAACAGCAGUUCCGUCGGGGUGAACAUCGAGAUUAACUCCUGCUACAAUCUGGAAAAGCUGGGCGUGAUCCAUUCGCCCGUGCACAUCAACUCGGUUCAGGAACUCUCUCCGACGGAUCUCCAUCAUCACGGGUUAGACAAAAAUCACGUCCUAAAGGACGCAAAGCUGGAUCACCAUUUGGAUAAGGACGUGGAUGUGGCGGACGGUAAGAACGAGUGUAUCCUGGUACGUGCCUCUCCGAUUCCUUCGAAUCUCAGCUCAGUGGACGAUCGCUUUCUGACGUCGGCGGCGAAGCCGGAUCUUGGCCGACAUAAGGACGACACCGACCAUUUCGCCAGUACAGUGCAAUAUCUGGACCAUCCGAGUGAUUCGGAUGUCCUCCACGGUGGGGGCGUGAGUGGACCCGGCGGGGCCGGGUCCGGCGUCAAAGACCACCACCAUUCGACCGUUUUUCUCAACAAGUCUUUCAGUUCAAAAGCAAACAUAAGCGACCUUAAUCUGUGUAAAGAAAUUGUUAUAGAUGAUGUUUACGAAGAGUCCGACCUGGACCACGUCAAGCUGGAGGAGAAAAAGUUAGAAGAUUCGCUAACCGGGGGCCACCACUCGUCGCUGUCGAACGGGGGCGGCAAGUGCGGCAGCGGUUCGAUGGGGGACGUGGGCUGCAUGAACGGUGACGUCGAGGAGAUCAACACCAAGGAGCUGGCCCAUCGGAUCAGUUCGGAGCUCAAACGGUACAGCAUCCCGCAGGCAAUCUUCGCACAGCGAGUCCUCUGUCGGUCGCAGGGCACGCUCUCCGAUCUGCUCCGGAAUCCGAAACCGUGGUCGAAGCUCAAGUCCGGCCGGGAGACGUUUCGGCGCAUGUACAAAUGGAUCCAGGAGCCCGAGUACCAGAGGAUGUCCGCCCUCAGGCUAGCAGCAACUCAAUCGGCAAAACCAGCAGUGAACGCUAAGAAGCACGAGGAACCGGAACCAAGUGUAAUGAUGGGACACUCGAAGAAACCGCGGCUAGUAUUUACGGAUCUGCAAAGAAGGACGCUUCAGGCGAUAUUCAAAGAAACUAAGAGACCUUCGAAGGAGAUGCAGGUGACGAUCGCCCGGCAGCUCGGGCUGGAGCCGACCACGGUGGGAAACUUCUUCAUGAACGCCCGGCGCCGAUCGAUGGACAAGUGGAAGGACGAAUCGAUGAAGGCGGCCCGGAACGGUGGCGGUGGCGGCGGUGUCGGAAGCAGCGGGCUCGGUCUCGGCAUGAUCGGCGGCGGCGGUAGCAACAGCAGCAGCAACGAUAACCUUAUCCUGGAGCACCUGAAGGACGACUCGUCGGACGACGCACUCGGCGGCUACGAUAGUUCGUUUGCGUCCGACGGCGGGCCCAUGGAACAUAACUAUCAGCAGCACGUUCUCAACUAAUAAAUUAAUUUAAUUUAAAUUCAAUAUGGACGCCCUGUCGCGACUCACACAUAGACCCACACACAGUCACAAAGCAGCAAGGCAAGCAAGUGUAGAACAAAUGGAAGCGAGGUCGAAACGAUCGACGGGGGAGAAUUAAAUGAAUUCACACGCGAAAAAAAAACAAAUAAGGAAAUGCAAACGCUAGCUAAAUAUAAACAAAAUCACAACAAUAUGAGGAAAAAGAAAACACAUUUAGUAGGAUUAAUCAGAGUACUACAAAACACAAAACAAGAAAAAAAAGUAACAAAAAAUCGUAGGUGUGUGGCUAUUCACGAAAGCUUGUGAGAAACAGAACAAAAGUAAAUAAUGAAAAUACAAGUAACUGAGUAAGGAUUAGUAGGUUUUCUUUGCAUUUUAAACCAAAUUUAAUUUAAUUUAAAUUAUUAACUGAAGAAGUAAAGGAAAACAAAAUCUAGUCUGUUCUUUCAAAAAACAAAAUAAGUACUAAGACAAACACUGUACAUGUACUGUAAAGUUGAACCCUAUCAUUAAAUGAUUUCAAAUACUGAAAAAGAAACUAAA